Molecule: messenger RNA, 3214 nt
Organism: Gossypium raimondii (Peruvian cotton)
Lineage: Eukaryota; Viridiplantae; Streptophyta; Magnoliopsida; Malvales; Malvaceae
Product: mechanosensitive ion channel protein 6
Exons: 5
Coding region: 347-3025 (892 amino acids)
Biological process (GO): monoatomic anion transport; transmembrane transport
Cellular component (GO): plasma membrane
Molecular function (GO): mechanosensitive monoatomic ion channel activity
Source: RefSeq, a predicted model, not a curated record
CACCUGGUCUGGUCUGGUCUUCCUCUGUCAACUCUCUUUUUCUUUCAUUCGUGUCUCUGUGUUCAAAGCUUUAAACAAUUUCUAACCUUUGCCACUCGUCCACAUCCUCAUUACACGCGUCAGCAAGUACUAAAUUGAUUUUCUUGCACUUUCCUUAGGAGCCAACCAAACGUUGCCUUCCUCUCAUCUUUUCCACCACCCCAAGAAAAAGUAAGCAUCUUUUUUACUCUUAACUAUCUUCAUCAUUGAAAUUCCUCCUAAACCUUUUUCUUUUAAAUUAAAAAAUUCCUUGGUUCACAUUGUAUGACUCUUUGUCUGGUUAUAUUGGUCUAAGAUUAGCAAAAUCAUGGCAGUUGAUUCCUCUGACAGGAAAGAAUUCAUUUUGAAAAUUGAUGACAGAAGCCACGACGGUAGUAUUUCUACUCCUUCCGGUGGAGCAACUGCCGGCGAUGGAGGUAAGAUUUGGGGUGAGCCAAGCUAUGAUUUUUGGAAAGAUGGUGAGAAAAUCAACAUUAACUGGAAAAAAGAGAAUGCCAACUCGAAUGAUGCUGGCAGUAGUGGAGGUGUUAGUAAUAAGGAAAGUGAAGAUUUUGAAUUCAUGCAAAGCGAACAAGUCCCCAUGGAUGAUCCACCAUCAAAGCUGAUCGGUCAGUUUUUGCAUAAACAAAAAGCUUCAGGAGAGAUUUCGUUGGAUAUGGAUUUGGAAAUGGAUGAACUUCAGCAAAAGCAAACCCAUGACGGCAUUUUACUCCCUACAGUUGCUGAAACACCUUCACCUUCAGCAGCUGCUCUUUCCAGAGUGUCCUUUGAGAACAGCCCUGUAAGAAGAAGACAAAGCAAAGGGCCAGCGUCGACAGGGAAAGAAGAGACUGAUGGGGUUGUAAAGUGUAGUUCAAAUUCUUCAUUCAAAAGGAGUGAAGGUGGUUCUACCCAAAGGAAGUCAAGUUUGUUAGCAAACAAGACAAAAUCCAGGUUGAUGGACCCCCCUACAUCGGAAAGGGGGGAACCGAAGUCCGGGAAAACCGGAGUUGGGAAGUCUGGACAAGUAAUGCGAUCUGGGAUUCUUGGGAAAAGCAUGGAGGAAGAAGAGGAUGACUCAUUGCUUGAUGAGGAUUUGCCUGAUGAGUAUAAGAUAGAUAAGUUGAGUUUUUUGGUUUUGCUUCAAUGGUUAAGUUUGAUUUUGAUAAUUGCUGCUUUAGUUUGUAGUCUUACAAUUCCUUAUUUAAGAAAGAAACGUUUGUGGGAUCUUAUGCUGUGGACAUGGGAAGUUUUGGUUUUAGUUUUAAUAUGUGGUAGAUUGGUUUCAGGGUGGAUUAUAAGGAUAAUAGUGUUUUUUAUAGAGAGGAAUUUUCUUUUGAGGAAAAGGGUAUUGUAUUUUGUAUAUGGAGUGAGGAAAGCUGUUCAGAAUUGUUUGUGGCUGGGGUUGGUUUUGAUUGCUUGGCAUUACUUAUUUGGUAAGAAGGUUCAGAGGGAGACUAAGAGUGAUGUCCUUAGGUUUGUAACUAAAAUUAUGAUUUGCCUUGUUGUGGGUGUGAUGUUGUGGCUAGUGAAGACCCUCUUGGUGAAGGUACUGGCAUCUUCUUUCCAUGUCAGUACUUAUUUUGAUAGAAUCCAGGAGUCAUUGUUCAAUCAAUAUGUAAUCGAGACUCUUUCCGGUCCACCUUUGGUUGAGAUUCGAAGGGCUGAGGAAGAGGAAGAGAGACUUGCAAACGAAGUUGCAAACCUACAGAAAGCUGGUGCUAAAAUUCCUCCUGGCCUCAAGACAUCAACCCUUUCAUCACCUCAAUAUAAGAGGCCAAUAGGGAGUGGACCGAUUCAGAAAAGUCCUCGAGCAAAAAGCCCUAUGAUAUCACGAGUGCUUUCUGUUGAGAAGGGAGAGAAGGAUGAUAAGGGGAUAACUAUUGAGCACUUGCACAAAUUGAAUCCUAAAAAUGUCUCUGCUUGGAAUAUGAAAAGGUUGAUGAAUAUCAUCCGCCAUGGAGCUCUUUCCACUUUAGAUGAGCAGAUACAAGAUUCAACUCAAGAAGAUGAGUCUGCAACACAGAUUAGAAGUGAAUAUGAGGCUAAAGUUGCGGCAAGGAAAAUCUUCCAGAAUGUUGCCAAGCCAGGUUCCAAGUACAUAUACUUGGAGGACAUUGAACGGUUUCUCCCAGAAGAUGAGGCUUUGAAGACUAUGAGUCUCUUUGAAGGAGCAUCUGAAAGCAGGAGAAUUAGCAAGAAAGCCCUCAAGAAUUGGGUGGUCAAUGCUUUUAGAGAACGAAGGGCACUUGCCUUUACACUGAAUGAUACCAAAACAGCUGUGAACAGACUUCAUCGGAUGGUGGACAUUUUGGUUGGCAUCAUCAUAGUGGUUAUUUGGCUUCUCAUACUUGAAAUUGCCUCCAGCAAAGUUCUUGUUUUUAUUAGCUCUCAACUGCUUCUAGUUGCAUUCGUAUUUGGGAACACCUGCAAGACUGUAUUUGAAGCUAUUAUAUUCUUAUUUGUUAUGCACCCAUUCGAUGUGGGUGACAGGUGUGAAAUUGAUGGAGUUCAGAUGGUAGUGGAGGAAAUGAACAUCUUGACUACUGUUUUCCUAAGAUAUGACAACCAGAAGGUCAUAAUCCCGAACAGUGUCCUGGCUACCAAGGCCAUCCAUAACUACCACCGUAGCCCAGAUAUGGGUGAUGCCGUUGAAUUUUGCAUCCAUGUGAAAACUCCUGCAGAAAAGAUUGGUCUAAUGAAGCAGAGAAUAAUGAGUUACAUCGAGCACAAGAGUGACCACUGGUACCCUGAUCCAAUGAUUAUUUUCAAGGAACUUGAAGAGUUAAACAGAGUGAGGAUAGCAAUAUGGCUCACACACCGAAUGAAUCAUCAAGACAUGGGAGAGAGGUUCACAAGAAGAGCCCUCUUGAUCGAAGAGAUGGUUAAGAUUUUCAACGACUUGGAUAUCGAAUACCGGUUAUAUCCAAUUAACAUCAAUGUGUGUAGCGUGCCUCCCACGGCAUCUGAUCGGCUUCCUCCUAAGUGGACCGGACCAGCCAGCUGAACAAAAUAACAAGCUAGCUGUAAACCAUGUCAUCAAUGUCACAGCUGUGAGUAGAUUUUACUACUUGUGACAUUGUUUCCUUGAUAAUUAGCUUAGAUGUUUAGCUAAUAAAUUCAUCGUAUAAUUUGUCUUUUUGGUAGAUUGAACAAGUCUGCUGAGCUGGAUGAAACUUGAGCCAUGUUUUUCCAA